UCACCCUCAAUGGGAUAAUUGUAUUAAAAGCAUCAUCCCAGAUCUGAUACACGCAACACAAAGGCACCAGAACUUUCCAUCCAAGUGUGGAGACGGCAGCUAUCCCUGGAGAUCCCUCAGGAAGAUGUUUCCACAAUCGGGGAAAUCAAUCGUCUUUGACAGCUUUCCAGAUCCAUCCGACACCUGGGAGAUCAUCGAGACCAUCGGAAAAGGGACGUAUGGCAAAGUCUACAAAGUGCUAAAUAAGGUCAAUGGCAGCAAAGCAGCCGUCAAAAUAUUGGAUCCAAUUCAUGAUAUCGACGAGGAGAUUGAGGCGGAGUACAACAUCCUGAAAGCGCUGUCAGACCAUCCCAAUGUGGUGAAGUUUUACGGCAUGUAUUAUAAGAAGGAUCUGAAAAAUGGAGACCAGCUGUGGCUGGUGCUGGAGCUGUGUAACGGAGGCUCGGUGACAGAUCUGGCGAAGGGCAUGCUGAAGAGAGGAGACCGUAUGGAUGAACCCAUAAUCGCAUACAUCUUGCAUGAGGCCCUCAUGGGUCUGAGGCACUUACACGAGAAUAAGACCAUCCACCGCGACGUCAAAGGGAACAACAUCCUGCUCACCACUCAAGGAGGGAUUAAGCUGGUUGACUUUGGAGUGUCUGCCCAGCUGACUAAUACCCGUCUGCGGAGGAACACGUCCGUUGGCACACCCUUCUGGAUGGCUCCUGAGGUCAUAGCGUGUGAGCAGCAGCUGGACUCCACCUACGACGCCCGCUGUGACGUCUGGUCUCUUGGAAUCACCGCCAUUGAACUGGGAGAUGGAGACCCACCCCUGGCAGACCUCCAUCCAAUGAGAGCUCUGUUUAAAAUCCCGAGGAACCCUCCUCCGACUCUGCACCAGCCAGAGAUCUGGUCUGAUCAGUUCAACGAUUUCAUUUGCAAGUGUCUAAUCAAGGACUUUGAGCUGCGGCCGAACGUGCAGGAUCUGCUCCAGCAUGCCUUCAUCAAACAGAUUGCAGGCCGAGAGAAGACUCUACAGAAACAGCUGAUGGAGCUCAUCGACCUCAAUCAGCAGAUGGGAGUCAUUGAGAAAACCAGCCAUCAUGGAAAGACUGAGAGGAGAGACAGUAAUGACAGGCAUGAGAGGAUCCACACUAAAAAAGGCAGCAACAUGAAGUCUCACAGCCAGGCACUGGACGAUGUGGAUGACCUGGCAAUCCUUGAAGUGCUUGAUGAAAAUACAAUCACAGAGCAGCUACAGAAACGCUACACGAAGGACCACAUCUACACGUACGUGGGGGACAUCCUUAUUGCAGUAAAUCCCUUCCACAAGAUGGAUCUGUACACUCAGCAGUACUCAAAGAUGUACAUUGGGGCCAAGCGCACUGCAAACCCUCCUCACAUAUUUGCAGUUGCUGACAUUGCAUACCAGGCCAUGGUGUCCUACAAUGCUGACCAGUGCAUCGUGAUCAGUGGGGAAAGUGGUGCAGGGAAGACAGAGAGCGCCCACCUGCUGGUCCAGCAGCUCACAGUGCUCGGCAAGGCGAACAACCGAACCCUCCAAGAGAAGAUCCUACUAGUAAACAGUCUUGUGGAGGCCUUCGGGAACGCCUGCACGGUCAUCAACGAUAACUCCAGCCGCUUCGGGAAGUACCUGGAAAUGAAGUUCACGUGUGGAGGAACAGUGGUGGGCGCUCAGAUCUCAGAAUACCUCCUGGAGAAGUCCCGCGUCGUUCACCAAGCUGUCGGAGAGCGCAAUUUUCAUAUUUUCUACUACAUCUACGCUGGUCUGGCGGAGAGAAAGAAGCUUGCCCACUACAAGCUAUCUGACAGUAAAACUCCAAAGUACUUGCAGAAUGAACACAUCAAACUCGUGCCUGACAUUGUGGGCAGUGCCUUCUACAAGGAGCAGUUUGAGGCAGUAGAACAGUGUUUUAAAGUGAUUGGCUUCACUCUUGAGGAACUGGGGAGUGUGUACAGCAUCCUUGCUGCGAUCCUAAAUGCUGGCGACAUCGAGUUCACCUCAGUGGCUUCUGAGCAUCAAACUGACAAGAGCAACAUCAUUAACAUGGCUGUGCUGGAGAGUGCCGCCUCGUUGCUGUGCAUCCGUCCGGAUGAGCUGCAGGAGGCGCUGACCUCUCACUGUGUGGUGACCAGGGGUGAGACCAUUGUCCGGUCAAACACAGUGGAGAAAGCCACGGAGGUGCGGGACGCCAUGGGAAAAGCUCUGUAUGGACGCCUCUUCAGCUGGAUAGUGAACCGCAUCAACUCUUUGCUGAGACCUGACAACCCGUCUGGAGAGGAAGACAAGGAUCUGAACAUCGGCAUCCUGGACAUCUUCGGCUUCGAGAACUUCAAGCGCAACUCUUUUGAGCAGCUCUGCAUUAACAUCGCCAACGAACAGAUUCAGUUCUACUUCAAUCAGCACAUAUUCGCCUGGGAGCAGGACGAGUACCUGAAUGAGGAUGUGGACGCGCGGGUGAUCGAGUACGAGGACAACCGGCCAUUGCUGGACCUUUUCCUGCAGAAGCCUAUGGGCAUGCUGGCGCUGCUGGACGAAGAGAGCAGGUUCCCUCAGGCCACUGACCAGACGCUCGUCGAAAAAUUUGAGGACAACUUGAAAUCCAAAAACUUCUGGAGACCAAAGAGGGUUGAUCUUGGCUUUGGAAUUCAUCAUUAUGCUGGAAAGGUGAUCUACAAUGCUGCUGGGUUCCUGGCUAAAAACAGAGACACUCUACCUGCUGAUAUCGUCCUACUGCUGAGGUCCUCGGAGAACGACCUGAUUCGCAAACUAGUCACCCAUCCGCUCACUAAAACAGGUAAUCUGGCGCACACUAAGGGCAAGACGUCGGGAACGGCCCGUCUGGGCACACGCACUCCUCAGCGCACCAUAAACUUCGCCAAGAUGGGAGUUCUGAUGUUAUUCAGUUCCCUCUCAAUCAGUGAGGGGGACAGCGGCGGGGAGAGCACGCACCACCCUCGAGAGACCACCAACAUGAGGACUCAAACCGUGGCCUCCUACUUCAGAUAUUCUUUGAUGGACCUACUUUCAAAGAUGGUGGCGGGACAACCUCACUUUGUCCGCUGUAUCAAACCCAACAAUGACCGCCAGGCCCAUAAGUUUGACAGGGAGAAGGUUCUGAUCCAGCUCCGCUACACUGGCAUUCUGGAGACAGCCAAGAUCCGCAGACAGGGUUACUCUCACCGGAUCCUCUUCACCAACUUCAUCAAGAGGUACUUUAUUCUAGCUUUCCGAGCAAACGAGGAGCCGGCUGUGAACCCUGAGACAUGUGCAGCUAUUCUGGAGAAGGCUAGGCUGGAGAACUGGGUUCUGGGCAAGACAAAGGUCUUUCUGAAAUACUAUCACGUGGAACACUUGAACUUGAUGAUCAGGCGGAACACAGACCGGAUCAUCCUGGUGCAGGCAUACGUUCGGGGAUGGAUGGGCGUCAGACGCUACCGCAAGAUUCUGGAGAAGAGAGAGCAGAGUGCAGUAGUCCUGCAGUCAGCAUAUAGAGGGCACAAAGUGAGAAGACAAGUGGCUGAUGAUAAAAGCAAAGCCAAGCUGGAGAACCUCAUCAUUAAGCUUCAGGCUGUGUGUCGAGGGUAUCUGGCGAGGAAGACAUACAAGGAAUUAGUCGAUGAGAAGAACAAAGCUGCUGCCAAGAUCCAGGCCCACUAUAGGGGACACAGAGAGAGGAAAAGUUUUCAAAAGAAAAAGGAGGCCAUGCAGAAAGAAAAAACACAGAAGCAGGAGGUUGCACCAAAGGAAGACAAGCCAGCUCCUUCAGAAUCAAUCCAGGAAGGUGAAGGUGUAGAGCCAGAUGAUGCAGAUGAAAAGGCUGCUGUGGUCCUCCAGAGCAACUACAGAGGCUACCGGGAGAGGAAGAAGUUUAAAGAGCAACGAGAGCGGAACAAGACUCUAUCUGGAGAUGAACUUACUGUCCCUUCUUCGAGUCCUGGAGAAGAUUCUGGACCUGAAGAGCAGCUGGAUGUUGUGGCUGAGGAACAAGAGGCAGAAGAAGCAAACCAGAAGGCAGGAGAGGAGGAUGUGGAUACUGAGCAGGAGGCCAAAGCAGCCACGGUUAUCCAGAGCAACUUUAGAGGUCACAAAGAACGCAAGAGGCUCCAGGAGGAAGGGAAGCUCCCAGCCAGAGGGACAAAGGCCAAGCAUACCCAAGCAGAGGUAAAGGAGUCUGUUGCAGAGUCCUCAGUGGCAGAAGAACCAGGACAGAAGGAAACAGCACAGCCCGCAGGAGGAGAGGAAGAGGAGGCCAAAGCAGCUGUAGUCAUCCAGAGUAACUUCCGCGGCCACAAGGAGCGCAAGAGACUCCAGGAGGAAGGGAAGAUUCCGAAGAAGAACAAGAAGGGAGAGGAAGUGGUGGAGGCACCACUUGUAGGCCAGGCUGUUCCAGGUGGAACCCAAGAAGAAACGCAAGAAGAGCCCAGCACAGACCAGGCAGAGCAAGACGAGGAAAGAGCGGCCACUGUCCUGCAGAGUAACUACCGAGGCCACAGAGAGAGGAAAAGACUCAAAGAACAGAGAGAAGGAGCGAAAGGUGCUCCAGGACCCCAAGAUGAGGAGUUGCAAGAAGAGGAGAUGAGGAGGGAGGAGGAAAUGGGUGUCCAACUGGAGCGAGAGGAGGACGCUGUGACAGAAGAGGGACAGUACGAUGAAGAGCAAGCGGCAGUGAAGAUCCAGAGUAACUUCAGAGGGUAUAAGGACAGGAAGAACCUUAAGGCCACAGCCCAGAGAGAAGAAGAAGAAGUAGAAAGGUUCUCCAAACAGAUAAGCAGUGUCUCUCAGGACUACCUGACUCUGCAGCAGAAGCUGAAUGAGAUCAUACUGGCCCAUCAGAUCAGCCCUGGCAGCAAUGGCAUGUUUAUGAAGGGACAGGCCCUCAAUGGCUAUGCCGGGACCCAACAGCAGCAAUCAGUCGAUCCAAAGCAGACACGGACGCCCCGCCGAACCCAGAAACCAAAGACGCUCAACACGCCAGAGGACGCCACUUACUACAACCUCAUCCACCGGUCAGUCCAGGACGACAAGAAGAGGCCGCGGAAGCAGAGCCCUAAGAAACUGUUGGACAUUGAUGACCAGUACUAUCAGGGUUUGAGCAGUAGUAAAUCCACAAGUUGCCUGCCCAGCGAAACGCAGUCGUCCAGUGAGAUGAACGCCCCAGCAGAAAGGAGACAGUCCACCGAGAGACCUCUGUCUGACGUCCCAAAAUCUGACACCCCGAAACCUCCGAAAGAGAACAGGCACUCUUUUCCCAGAAUGCCCUCUACAGAGAGUCAAAGUGAGGACAACCCUUACGACUACAGGAAACUUCUGAGGAAGACCUCCCAAAGAAGAAGGCUUAUCAAACAGUACUAGCAUCUCUGCCCACACGCUUGUUGCCAGCUGGUGUUCUGGGCUACAUAUUUUGUAAAUAUUAAUAGUAGUGAUACAGUGGCUACCUGACGAGCCACACUGUGCGUCCUCCUUAUGAACCUUUUUCAGAGGUUAUUAAAGGAAGACUUCAGCCGGAACGCUGACAUGGCUCACAACGAAUGAAAGCUGGUGUCAGGCAGUUCGGAUGAAUGUGCAUAAUGCUAACUGGGACGAGCUUUUAUGCAUCGUUAGUGUAGAUUUAGGGUUGGGAUUUUCCUUUAACUCUCAUUAUCAGCCCAUGCAUCUCAGAAUAAAGAUGCUGUUCAUGGUAUCUUACGUGUCUAAAUAACUUUUAUAGUUGUGAUGACCUUCAGUCUGGGCCCGUUCAGAGUUAGUCACGCGGGGCUAGAUUGGAUUUCAUAAUGAGAAAACACAUCUGGAGACAACUUGCUAUGCUGGGUCGGGAGUCAAAGCUCGGAAUUGUGUCAUUUUGGAAUUGCGUAAUUGGACCUUACGCAGUCAAGCCAUAAGAUAGAGGCCUCCAUGAAAGCGAGUCUGGUUAGCUGACCGUAGUCAUAUGAGUGAUGGCAUUCAUGACCUUCUCAAAACAAAAAAUUAUGGCCAGUAUUAUAGUUUAACUAAUACUACUAAUAAUAAUCAUUUAAGUUUAAGUUGUUUUUAGGUCAAAGGUGGGAAACUGAGCUACCAGCCUUAGUCAAACAUGGCAUUAAACCUUUGGGGCUAUAUUGAAACAUGGGUACAUCCCACCCACAGAUUCUUCUAGUAGACACUCUUUUAACAUCUGGAAUAUAAUCGAUAACACAAGCAGAACCAACUGGUUAGCGAAAUGCUGGUUAACGUCCCUGCUCAAAAAAGACCAUUAGAGCCAUUAGGAUUAAAACCAGAUGGGAAUUGGCUUAAGGUUGCCGUUAGAGAUCACUCAUUUCCUGUAGCACACCUUUAGAUUGCAUUAGGAGACCAUCGAAUGCAUCUGGAAUCAGUCCCAGAACACCUUUAUUACCAUUAAAAUCCUGAUGCAACCCAUCAGGAAACACAAAAUACCAUUACUGUCUAUUUUGCACAACUAAGAACCAACAGAAAAUGGGUUCUAUGAUUUUUGUCAGCAGGGUUUUUCCCUUGUAAGAGGUAAUGUUCAUUUUCACCACUUCUAAUAUGUUUCUGCACAAGCAACUCACAUCUACCUGCUUAACUGGAGUUUUGGGAAGACUUUUAAGCCGCGCAUGUCUUUGUUCACCAAAGUAUAAAGAGUUUAAUAUAGAUAUAAAUCCGUUUACACUCCAGUUGUGGACCUAAAUGUGGUUUUCCCAGGGGAAAAGUUCAUGUUGGUACCUUUUCAUAAUGUAAUGCUUUGAAAUGGAAGAAGACGGUUAAAAGCCUCAGGUUGGCCCUUCAAAAAUGUAACUGCAGUGGAAUAGAGUACAGUUAUGUUCCUUGAAGGUACCACCCCAGUGACAAUCCAGUACCUUGUUUCUGAGUGUGUGCAUAUGUGGACUAACUACAGGCUUCUUGUGCAUCCAUUUUCUAAGCCACUUCUCCCUCAGGGAGAGGGAGAAGCAGGGG
This is a messenger RNA of Pygocentrus nattereri (red-bellied piranha), 6934 nucleotides long. It is a transcript of the gene myo3a, whose product is annotated as myosin IIIA. The record is from RefSeq and is a predicted model, not a curated record. Gene Ontology annotation, molecular function: cytoskeletal motor activity; protein binding; protein kinase activity. The coding region runs from base 125 to 5356 and encodes 1743 amino acids. Gene Ontology annotation, biological process: protein phosphorylation. NCBI's taxonomy places the organism in Eukaryota, Metazoa, Chordata, Actinopteri, Characiformes, Serrasalmidae. Gene Ontology annotation, cellular component: myosin complex. The transcript has 37 exons.